Molecule: messenger RNA, 6432 nt
Organism: Phaedon cochleariae (mustard beetle)
Lineage: Eukaryota; Metazoa; Arthropoda; Insecta; Coleoptera; Chrysomelidae
Source: the annotation of a GenBank genome assembly
CAGACUGAUCCAAACACGGCAUUUUUGAGGGCAGCUAGAGCAGGGCAGCUGGACAAAAUUCAGGAAUAUCUUGAUUCUGGAACAGUUCGGGACAUCAACACUUCGAAUGCCAACGGCCUCAACGCCCUCCAUCUCGCCUCCAAGGACGGCCACAUCGACAUCGUGAGGGAGCUGCUCAAGAGGGGCGCAGUCGUCGAUGCAGCCACCAAAAAGGGCAACACCUCGUUGCACAUCGCCUCGCUCGCUGGUCAAGAAGAAGUAGUUCGACUCCUAGUCCAAUACGGUGCUUCCCUGAACGUCCAGUCCCAAAAUGGGUUCACCCCCCUAUACAUGGCGGCCCAAGAAAACCACGACGGUGUGGUGCGAUAUUUGUUGUCCAAGGGAGCGAAUCAGACUUUGGCCACCGAGGACGGCUUCACGCCGCUGGCGGUGGCUAUGCAGCAGGGCCACGACAAGGUGGUCGCCGUCCUUUUGGAGAACGACACCAGGGGCAAGGUGCGCCUGCCCGCCCUGCACAUCGCCGCCAAGAAGGACGACGUGAAGGCGGCCGCGCUGCUGCUACAGAACGAGCACGAUCCGGACGUGACGUCGAAGAGCGGCUUCACGCCGCUGCAUAUCGCCGCGCAUUACGGGAACGAUAAGGUGGCGCUGCUGCUCUACGAGAAAGGCGCCGAUGUCAACUACACUGCCAAGCACAACAUCACCCCCCUGCACGUGGCCAGCAAGUGGGGCAAGAUCAACAUGGUCACUCUGCUGGUGGCCAAGGGGGCCGACAUCCAGGCGAAGACCAGGGACGGACUCACGCCGCUGCACUGCGCCGCGCGUAGCGGUCACGAUCAGGUCGUCGAUAUGUUGCUGGAGAACGGGGCACCGAUGCACGCCAAAACGAAAAACGGUUUGGCGCCGCUGCAUAUGGCCGCCCAGGGCGAGCACGUGGAUGCCGCCCGCGUCCUGCUCUACCACGGCGCGCCCGUCGACGAGGUCACCGUCGACUACCUGACCGCCCUGCACGUAGCCGCCCACUGUGGGCAUAUCAGGGUGGCCGAGCUGCUGCUCGGCCGGGCGGCGGAUGCCAAUGCACGGGCGCUCAACGGUUUCACGCCCAUGCAUAUCGCCUGCAAGAAGAACAGGCUCAGGGUGGUCGAGUUGCUGCUGAAACAUGGGGCCAGUAUCAGUGCGACAACGGAAAGUGGCCUGACACCUCUGCAUGUCGCCAGUUUCAUGGGUUGCAUGAACAUCGUCAUCUAUUUGCUCCAACACGAUGCGAGUCCUGAUAUUCCUACCGUUAGGGGUGAAACUCCCUUACAUUUGGCAGCGCGAGCUAACCAGACAGACAUAAUAAGGAUACUAUUGAGAAAUGGCGCUGCCGUGGACGCCAAAGCCAGGGAGGAACAGACCCCCUUGCAUGUAGCCUCCAGAUUGGGCAACGUCGACAUCGUGAUGCUGCUGUUGCAACAUGGCGCCCAGCCCCACGCCACCACCAAGGACCUUUACACCCCUUUGCAUAUCGCGGCCAAGGAGGGGCAAGAGGAGGUGUCCGCCGCCCUCCUGGACAAUGACGCCGACCCCACCGCCACCACCAAGAAGGGUCUCACCCCCCUCCAUCUGGCCGCCAAGCACGGCCACCUGUGCGUGGCGCGCCUCUUGCUGCGCAGAUCGGCGCCGUGCGACGCGCAGGGCAAGAACGGCGUCACGCCGCUCCACGUCGCCGCCCAUUACGAUCGGCAGCCGGUGGCGCUGCUGCUGCUCGACAAGGGGGCGUCGCCGCAUGCGGCGGCCAAAAAUGGACACACGCCGCUGCAUAUCGCUGCAAGGAAAAACCAGAUGGACAUAGCGACAACUCUCCUUGAAUAUGGUGCUCAAGCUGACGCAGAAUCCAAAGCCGGUUUCACGCCUUUACAUCUCAGUUCCCAAGAAGGCCAUUCUGACAUGUCUUCCUUGUUAUUGGAACACAAAGCCAACCCAAAUCAAGCUGCCAAGAACGGUCUCACCCCGCUGCACCUGUGCGCGCAAGAAGACCGCGUCCCCGUCGCGCAACUACUACUCCGCGCAGGCGCAGACAAGGACGCCCCAACCAAGCAGGGCUACACCCCUCUACACGUCGCCUGCCACCACGGCCACAUCGGCAUGGUGAGGCUGUUGAUCGAGCAGGGCGCCAGCGUCGACAAGCCGACUGCUGCUGGGUACACCGCGCUGCACCAGGCCGCCCAACAGGGCCACGUGCUGGUCAUCAGUUUGCUGUUGAAGAACAAGGCCGACCCCAAUGCGUUGACUAACAACGGCCAAACGGCCUUGGGCAUAGCCAACAAGCUGGGUUACAUCAGCGUGGUGGAGGAACUGAAAGUGGUGACAGAAACCAACAUCACCACCACCACGACGAUGAGCAUCGAGGAGAAAUACAAAGUUGUUGCCCCCGAGGCCAUGCAGGAGACUUUCAUGUCGGACUCGGAGGACGAAGGAGGCGAGGACCCUCUGUUGAGCGACCAGCAGCAAUACAAAUACAUGACUGUCGACGAUAUGAAGUCUCUGGGCGAUGACUCGAUGCGGCUAGACGUCACUAGUGACGAAAAGAGCGAACACAACAGGAAUUCGAUGGCUCCCUCUCAUAUUAGCAGUGAACUCAUCAUAACUCCUCACCAUAACAAGGAAUAUUAUGCAACAAACCCAUAUUCCGGUGCAGACAAUGUGGAUAUCAACCGUCAGCCUAUCACAGCAGGCUUCCUGGUGUCGUUCAUCGUGGACGCUAGAGGCGGCGCGAUGCGCGGCUGCCGCCAUUCGGGCGUACGCGUGAUCGUGCCGCCCCGCUGCGCUGCCAGUCCCACCCGGAUCACGUGCCGCUACGUCAGGCCGCAACGGACGCCCCACCCGCCGCCCCUCAUGGAGGGGGAGGGAUUGGCCAGUAGGCUGCUCGAGCUGGGGCCGGUCGGCGCCAAAUUUUUGGGGCCAGUCAUCAUUGAAGUACCGCAUUUCGCUUCUUUGAGAGGCAAACAAAGAGAAAUCAUCGUACUCAGAUCCGACAACGGGGAAACCUGGAAAGAACACACUCUGGACGCGAACGAGGAAGCGAUACAGGAUGUCCUGAACCACAGUUUCGACGGUGAAGAACUGAGUCAGUUGGAAGACUUGCACACCAACAGGAUCACGCGCAUCCUGACCAACGAUUUCCCACACUACUUCGCUGUGGUUUCCCGGGUGAGACAGGAAGUGCACGCUAUCGGUCCUGACGGCGGUACCGUGUCCAGCAUAGCGGUACCGCUGGUACAGGCUGUGUUCCCGCCCAACGCGCUCACGAAGAAGAUAAGGGUCGGACUGCAGGCGCAAGCCAUCGAGCCCGAGCUGGUGUCAAAGCUACUGGGGCACGGCGUUGCCGUCUCGCCCAUAGUGACGGUAGAGCCGCGCAGGCGCAAAUUCCACAAGGCGAUCACGCUGAGCAUGCCGGCGCCGCAAGCGCACUCGCAGGGCAUGAUCAACCAGUACCAGGCGGCCGCCAACGCCACCUUGCGGCUGCUCUGCUCGAUCACCGGAGGGCAGAACAAGGCAGUAUGGGAGGACGUUACUGGAUCCACUCCAUUGAGUUUCGUGAAAGAUUGCGUCUCUUUCACCACUACAGUGUCCGCAAGAUUUUGGCUGAUGGACUGCCGAAACGUAUCUGACGCUGCAAGAAUGGCAACUGAACUAUACAACCAGGUGACUCAUGUUCCCUUCAUGGCCAAAUUUGUGGUGUUUGCGAAAAAAGUGUCAACUUUGGAAUCUAGGAUCAGGGUUUUUUGCAUGACUGAUGACAAGGAAGACAAGACCUUAGAGCAUCAAGAGCAUUUCACAGAAAUAGCUAAGAGCCGAGACAUCGAGGUUCUUGAAGGAAAAGAGGUAUUCAUGGAGUUUGCUGGUAAUCUUGUACCCAUUUUGCAAUCUACAGACCAACCAAGGUUGGGUUUCAAGGCAUUCAGAGAAAACCGGAUGGCUUUCAAUAUGAGAUUACGAGAUCAGGAUGAUGAAGCUACUGGUCGUAUAGUGUUUAUGGGCGAGGCCAAAGUAGCAAGAGGAGAACCCAACCAAACUCCACUGUGCACAUUGAACCUAGUACUGCCAAAAGACAUUCUUCCAGGUCGCGACUCCCAAUCAGACCUUCUCUCCAUCGACAAAGAUCAUAGUUUUCUACAGCACGGAGGAAUCAGUAAACCAGAUGCUAUUCACCGAGCAGAUUUCAAACUGUCCGACAUUUGCAAUUUGCUGGACGAAGACUGGGAGAAGCUGGCCAUGGAAAUGGACAUUCCACCGUCUGACAUUGAACUGAUCAAGGAAGAAUACCCCGAGAAUCAUCCCCAACAGGCGAUGAUCAUGUUCAGGUUGUGGCUGAGACAGAAGGCAAACCAGGCGACUGGAAAUAAAUUGGAGCAAGCUCUCAACAAGAUAGGGAGGCAGGAUAUCGUCAACAAAUGCAUCUGCAACGUCGAGUUGGUGACUGACGAUAUGGAGAAGGCUUUGGCUAAAGUGGAGCUGGAUCAGUCGGGCUUCGAUUAUUUGAAAGACGAAUUGGGUCCUUCCAGAGAUACUUCUCUUAGGAGAGACACCCAUAUCGACAAGUCUUUCGGCGACGAAAUUGAAAAAAGUGAGACGAGCGAAAACUUGAACAAGACCUCCUCGGGCAAAGACGCCACAGACACUACCAGCGAUAACCUGAACAACGGCACGCGAGAAAACGGCCUAGACGACUCCUCACCGACGCCCACGCCCAAAAACGACUCCCCUCCCACGUCUCCACCCACACACGACUCCCCUCCCACGCCCACGCCCAAAAAUGAUUCCCCUCCCACACCCACAAAUACCACGCCCAAAAACGAAUCCCCUCUCACGCCCACCGACGCCCACCAAGCUGAGGUCAUCGAGGAGAUCACGCAGCAGUUGCACCACCUGCAGUCCUCGCUGCGGCUGAAGGACGACCCGAACGCCAACACGCCGCCGCCGAGUCCGGCCGAGUUCGGCCGAGACGCGGAUCCGAUGGAGGCGGAGCUAGAAGUGGGCGGGGAGCGAGCAGCCGAAGGGCCGCCCCACCUAUUCGCUUCCACGCCCUACAAACGGCAGCCGGAAGAACACCACUUGGACCCCGUAAAGCCCCACUUGGACCCCAUAGAGCCCCACUUGGACCCCAUAGCGCUCCUCAAGCGCCACGUCAACGACACCAUGACCUUCUUGCACCAAGAGAGGAACGACUUUCUGCCCGAGGACGAUAUAAUCAUCCCCAGCAGGAAAGACGACCACAUCGCCAAAGCCAUCGAUUUGGACAGCAUCAACUUGAAGACCCCCAAAAGGUCCACUAGCGAUUACGAGGACAGUUUGCGCGAAGCGGCGGAAAAUGAGGUGGAUGAGGUCAUCAAAGAGGCCGAGGAAGUAGUGAACGAAAGGCUGAAGACCAAUAAAGUGUUGAGAUUCAGCGAGGAACUGACAAACAACGUUGACAGUUUGUACGAGGAUGUCAAAACCAUCACUGAGGACUCUUUGGACAACUUAGACAGUUUGAAGGACGACUCGAUUUCGGUGGCGCAGGAAAAAAGCGAGGAAGCAUUCAAGUUUUUGGAAAACGAGGCUUCCAGCCCGCUAGUGAGCAAACCCGUCGACAGCCAUUCCUUUUUGGAAAGAGAAAUAGAAGCUACAAUGGUAGACGAACAAAAAUCGCCUAAGAAAAGUGCGAUACCUGUGGCCAAACCCAGACAAAGUAGAGAUGGGGAUGGGGAAGACAGAGCCGCGUCGCCCACGGACAGCGAGCUCUUGACCAAAAUCCCGGUAUCUUUGAAAGGUGGCAAAGUGAAAACGAUCAAGAAACAUUCGAAGGACCCUCUCAAGGAGUUUGUGACGCUUUCCAAGGACGUCAAUUGGGACGACGACGACGAAACGAAUAAAAUCAUCAGCACCAUGGACCCCACGAAAAGCAUGAUACCGGUGCCACGCCCAGAAUCUCUCGUCGUUUCUCCGCCGAAAUCGAGCAAAAUCCCAGUUUUGAAGACGGAGACCAUUAGGAUAGGGUCUCCGCCUUGCGAAGCUAACGCCUUAGUGUCUCCCGGCUCUAAGGUUUCUACUAAGAGCAGCACUGUUGAUUCGGAGUCUGAUGAUGAUAGCGGAAGGAGCCCGGUGCUGAAGGGCAUCCUGAAAAAGGGGGUUAGGACCGUGGGGAGCUCGAGCGGGUCGGAUAUAGCGCUGCACGAAGAAGGGGCCGAACUCAGCGAGGACGAAUCAGAAGAUUUUUACCAGCAAGAACCCCAGUUUACUAUCACGACAACAGAAGAGAUUGAUCCAGUCACUGGUGCAAAAACAACAAGGACAGUAAGGACAGCUUCCCAAAUGAUCACGUCACCCAAUCAGAACGAAGAAGAUUUUCGGCAUUCAAUGCAAACAGUUCUGGACCAGUUCAUGUCCGAAGAGAGAAAUCCGCACUAA